Molecule: messenger RNA, 1452 nt
Organism: Suillus clintonianus
Lineage: Eukaryota; Fungi; Basidiomycota; Agaricomycetes; Boletales; Suillaceae
Exons: 12
Coding region: 52-1452 (466 amino acids)
Cellular component (GO): nuclear pore
Molecular function (GO): structural constituent of nuclear pore
Source: RefSeq, a predicted model, not a curated record
ACAUCGUAGCCCAUUGAAUAAUGAUCAUAUGUGCAUUCUUAUUCUCGUGCCAUGUCUGAGUUUGUUUGCAUCUCCAUAUCGCCAAGCCUACCUUAUUGUGCUCAAAAGUUCAAACAGAACCAGAACCACACGUCCAUCCCAGCACAUUACUCGCAAAAAAUCCCUACACACACCCGCGUCAACAUUAGCAUCCGUCAGCGCUCCUCACAGAACUCGUCAACGUACGAGAAUGGCUUCAUGAAACCGCCCGCAGCAGCUAAUGAGGCCGGAUUUGAGAAAAGCCUAGCUCACGCGCUCUAUUCAUUUGUUCGUGCUGGUAGAUUGGACGAGGCAGUCAAAUCAUGCAGAAAAGCAGCAUCAGCCAUGGAGGGCUGCUACUGUCUCAAUAGCGAACUAUUGCAAAUGAGCAACGAGAUGACGACGGCAUCGAUGGCGCUGGGAUGCCGAACGAUGGCAGGGAAACCCACAUCGAAAAUUGUGGAAAUCAACAUGCGCGAGAGCAGCCCUGAAUCUGAGGAAGAAGAGUGGGAGAGGGAAGGAACAUCUACGUUGGAAACACUAGGUAUCGUUCACGUGAAGGACAGGCCACGCAUUACAUGUCUCUCAGCUGGCGAUCAUCGAUCAUCCUCGAUCGGACAAACGAUCGACAUUCCAGUCCCGCCGCUCGCGACCCAAGCUGCAGGCCAACGAGAGUUGAUUGCAAUGUAUGCUGUCCCGCUAGGAGACAACGCAGUCGAGCGAUAUGCGAUGUUCUUGACUUCGCUCGAACUUACAGCGGACGUCAACGAUCGUCGAUUAGCAGUGACUCACGUUCACAAGAAGGCGGUCGUCGCUGCCAAACGAACAAUUGAUAGAGCAUUUGAGGCCACUCCAUCAGAUAUCGAGCUCCUGCUACUUCGUUCCAAAGAGUGGACAGCGUUCGAGGAUGGAACGCAUGAUACUGCGCUGGAACAGGUGACCGUCAUUUUGCGGUACUACCUAGGUGCCGGGAGGGUUUUGCUUGCAAAGAACCUUGUGGAGAUGCUUCCGCGUGAACUCCCCUCCAUCGACCAGCCUGAGGAACGAGCCACAGAAUACCUUAACUUCAGGCAGUUCUUUACGAUCCAGGACAGUCUUGACCGUGUCAUGGAGUGCCAGAACCUAGAGGUGUCGAUAAUGAACCGGAACACCAGUGCUGCUUGUCGUGAAACUGCUCAGAUGAUGCCAGACGAGACAGGAGGCCGUCACUCCCGCGAGUUAACUCGCAUUCGGCAGAUAUACCUCCCCGAGCUUAAUACUGCGGCUGCAUGUCAUACUCUACGCCUCUCGAGAGCAUAUCCCAGAAAUCUGAAGCGCGCAUUGGAGCUUGCCAACACUGUUGCGGAUUCGAGGUACAGGCUGUAUAAUGAUUUCUUGCAUAUUGUUGGCUGGAGGCUUGAGGAGGCCUUAACGCAGUGCGCCGGGCGACAAUAG